AUGGCAGCAAACUCGAGCACCACCGCGGGACAUCCCGGUGGGCUGAUCGAUAAACUGCAUUCGAGUACGGACGAGGUGCUCAGUGCCGCCAAGACAUCGCCAGAGUUUCGCAGCGCAGAGCAUGAAGCUAAAGAACGCAGGGUUGCACAAAUGAUGGCGGAUCAGAUGCUGAUGCCCAUGACUGUCAACGAGGUCACUGUCAAUGGCGCAAAGAACAUUCGACGAGGCUUUCUCGACCCCAUCUUCGCACCGCUACUAAGCGACAGCCCAAACGCUCCUUCGACUGUCGGCGAUGUCAUGGCAAAGCUUCAGAUGGCGAGCUCAAAGCUGUCUGGCCUGCAGAUUCUUAGAGAGCCUCCCGAGGUAUACCUGUCACAAGCCAGCCAAGUCGACCCUUCCACGAGUCCGAACGAUGUCAACGUGUCCAUUGGACUGAAAGAAUUGCCGCGAUUCAAACUCCAGACCGGUACUGAUGUUGGCAACGGCGAAGGCUCGGCCUAUGGAUCGCUUUUAUGGAGAAAUAUGUUUGGAGGAGCAGAGAUGCUCACCUUGAAUGCCAAAGCCGGCACGCGGACGAGGUCGGCGUACAGCGCUAACUUGAGUGCGCCGGUGUUGAGUGACCCCGACAUGAGAAUCUCGCUAGAGGGACUGGCAUCUGCCGCAGAAAAACCAUGGGCAUCGCAUGAAGAGGUCGUCAAAGGUGGCUCGCUACGUUUCUCGUGGUUUAACGCUGAGAGGGACACGCACUCUGUUGAGUAUUCCGGUGCAUGGCGGCAGGUCACUGGUCUGGGUCAGGGAGCCAGCCCAACUGUUCGCCAGGAUGCUGGUGAUACAAUCAAGAGUGCUAUCAAGCAUACGUUCCACCGGGAAAGGCGCGACAACCCACAGCUACCCCAGUCCGGCUACAUGCUACGAUCUGGACUAGAGCUUGCUGGUAUCGGACCUCUUGGUGGCGAUGUAUCCUUCUCAAAGGGCGAGGUUGAAGCAAGCGGUGCGAUUCCCAUCCCACUGCCAGGGGCCCAAGAGCGAUCAGGCGCAUCCAUCGGCGCUGGAUUCCGAAUGGGAAUGCUCUAUCCCCUACCCUUGGGGUUCAACCUCGGCGGCGAAUCGUCACCUAGCCGUCUCAACGACCGCUUCCAGCUUGGUGGUCCAACAGAUGUUCGUGGAUUCAAGCUCGGCGGCCUGGGUCCCCACGACGGCACAGAUGCAGUAGGGGGAGACUUAUUCGCCGCUGGAAGCGUGAACAUGCUACUCCCGCUUCCAUACAAGGGACCAGACUCUGGUCUCCGAUUCCAAAUGUUCGCCAAUGGCGGCCGCCUCGUCGCCCUCAAGGACAGCAGCAAAUCCACGGAAGUUGGGUCGCGAGGACUCAACGCUGGCGCUGUCCGCGACGGUAUGCUCGGUGCUAUUGGAGAUUUGGUCAACGGCGCGCCAAGCAUGGCUGCUGGCGUUGGACUUGUGUACGCCCAUCCUGUGGCCAGGUUCGAACUCAAUUUUAGUCUGCCACUGACGCUACGCCGUGGCGAGGUUGGAACCAAGGGCCUUCAGAUGGGUGUUGGUAUCAACUUUUUGUAA
This is a messenger RNA of Pochonia chlamydosporia 170, 1575 nucleotides long. Its product is annotated as outer membrane protein. Bases 1 to 1575 code for a protein of 524 amino acids. NCBI's taxonomy places the organism in Eukaryota, Fungi, Ascomycota, Sordariomycetes, Hypocreales, Clavicipitaceae. The transcript is spliced from 4 exons. Gene Ontology annotation, biological process: protein insertion into mitochondrial outer membrane. The record is from RefSeq and is a predicted model, not a curated record. Gene Ontology annotation, cellular component: SAM complex; outer membrane.